AUGCCCGUGAAAGCCAUACCUAAGACUUCGUUAGCACGUAACGGUGUUGGAGCAUUCGUUGUUCCAUGUCAUAGAGUGACAGUUCAAUACUGUAAUUGGGGUGGAUCAUCGAAUGGAGUUCGUGAAUUAUUAAAAUCCGGGAAAUUGAAUAAAGUAGCAUCAACCAAACCACAAAUUGUUUUUGACAUAGUUAAAAGAAGUGGACACCCGCAAUUAAAGUUCCAUUAUAAUAAUGACGUUGUUAAGGAUGUUGAUGUUCGUAAUUUGAAAGACUCAGAAGUUUUAAAGAAAUUACAUGAGCAUUCACAAAGUAGUGGGAAUCCAUUAUACAAGUAUAAUCAUAAAGUUAAGUCUGUUAAUGAGUCUGUUAGAGGUAUCUGGUCUCCAUUACAUGUUUUCAAAGAAAACAGACAUAAAAUUUGA
Hyphopichia burtonii NRRL Y-1933 is the source of this 423-nucleotide messenger RNA. RefSeq names its product mitochondrial 54S ribosomal protein mL43. Gene Ontology annotation, biological process: mitochondrial translation. The record is from RefSeq and is a predicted model, not a curated record. Gene Ontology annotation, molecular function: structural constituent of ribosome. Bases 1 to 423 code for a protein of 140 amino acids. The transcript has a single exon. Lineage: Eukaryota; Fungi; Ascomycota; Pichiomycetes; Serinales; Debaryomycetaceae. Gene Ontology annotation, cellular component: mitochondrial large ribosomal subunit.